This is a messenger RNA of Mangifera indica (mango), 843 nucleotides long. RefSeq lists its product as uncharacterized. The transcript is spliced from 5 exons. The record is from RefSeq and is a predicted model, not a curated record. The coding region runs from base 1 to 843 and encodes 280 amino acids. Lineage: Eukaryota; Viridiplantae; Streptophyta; Magnoliopsida; Sapindales; Anacardiaceae.
AUGGCAAAAGAUGCAGUGCUUUGUCUUUGUUGUUAUCUUUUUAAGCCAAAUGUUGGUGAUAAAGGAGGUGGUGAUGACUUUGUUAGUCUAGGACACUCUUCUAAAUCAAGAACUGAGUAUCGAACUUGUUUAAAUGACACAAUUGAAUGUGCUCAUUUUCUUCUAAGGCAAGGAUUGACAUUUUGUGGUUAUGAUGAAUCUGAUAAUUCAAACAACCAAGGGAAUUUUCUCAAGCUUCUACCAUUUUGUGGUCAUGAUGAAUUUGAUAAUUCAAACAACCAAGGGAAUUUUCUUAAGCUUCUACAAUUUCUUGUUGAUCCUAAUGAAUAUGUCUAUGAUGUUGUUUUUGAAAAUGCUCUUGAUAAUCUCAAAUUAACAUCACCUAUGAUUCAAAAUGAUAUUGUAAGUGUUACUUCAAAUGCAACUUUGGCUCUUCUGGCUUUAGCAAAGAGUCAAGAUGAUGUUAAUGGUCUCUUUAAUAUUAUGGCAAUUAUAGUUAAUAUUGUUAGUGCUUCAUCAAAAUAUUGCGAUAUUCUUAGAGAUCAACAAGCUUAUAAAGUUACUGAAACUCUUUCCAAUGGUGAACUUUCAAGGGGAAGAGAUCUAAAUCAAGAGACAAAUUUGAAACGCGUCAAUGAUAUGCAACUUCAAGAGUUGAAUAAUCUUUUCAAUGAGAUAAAUAUGGAAUUGCUUCUUUGUUUGGCAUGCUUGUGUCCAAAUGAAAAUUUUGUUGCUUUUGAUAAACAAAAAUUAAUGCAUCUUGCUGAACUUUAUCCUGAAGAUUUUCCUGACUUAGAACUCAUGGCACUUGGUUCUCAACUUGAUUUGCCAGUGCUAGUAUAA